Molecule: messenger RNA, 2754 nt
Organism: Etheostoma cragini (Arkansas darter)
Lineage: Eukaryota; Metazoa; Chordata; Actinopteri; Perciformes; Percidae
Gene: smim14
Product: small integral membrane protein 14
Exons: 5
Coding region: 192-509 (105 amino acids)
Cellular component (GO): endoplasmic reticulum
Source: RefSeq, a predicted model, not a curated record
UGUGUGUCGUGAAGAAGGUUGACUCACGUUAACCAAACAAAACACAGACGGUAGGUUGACAUGUCUGGAAUUUAAUGGUUUCUGUUGGGAACACAAGUGCUGCAGCGGUGCAGCUCAGGCCCUCUAAAGACAUCUAACGUUUUCUCAACAUCUAGCUACAAAGCUCAAGGGCGGACACCAUCUGGUGAGAAAUGGCAGAGGGAGGUUUUGACCCUUGUGAGUGCAUCUGCACCCAUGAGUAUGCUAUGAGGCGCCUAAUCAACCUGCUCAGGCAAUCUCAGUCCUACUGCACAGACACAGACUGCCCUCAGGAAUUGCCAGGUCCAAAUGGGCCAGUCAGCGGAGGAGGUGACCUGACCCUCCCCAUGGUUCUGAUGGGAUGGGCCGUGCUGGCUCUGCUCCUGUUCCUGUUGCGCCCAUCCAGUCUCAGGGGUUCCCGUGCCUCAGGCAAACCUACUGGACCACACAAUAGCGAUGGAAGAGAGCCUCCUGCACCUCCUAUUGACUAGCAGUGGAGAGCAGCAACCCUCACCCACCUGCUCUGACUGCAGCUGCACAGUGAAACAGUGACUGGGACCAGGACAGUGCCAUCUCCCCCUCAUAAAUAUCUUUUGCUUUACUCAUAUUUUAAUACCAUUGUGUGUUGGGGUAGAUCUUAUUUCUAGAGCUCAACUGCUACUGGAUUAAUGAGCCCAAUACAGAUACGAAAUUUCAAAGUUGUAAAACAUGGCUUUUUUUUUUUUUUUUACUUAAACAUUCAAUAUUGCGCAAGUAUUGGUUAUUUUUUACAAAGAGAAAGAUUGAGGCAGGAUAUUUUACGGUGGAAACAAAAAUCAGAAAGGUUUGUGGGAAAUUUAAUAACCAAACAGUACAUAGAAACACAUUUUUUCCACAAACACAAAACUUGAAUGAAAGUUAUGAAAAAUGUUGUUUCGUAUAUCUGCAGACAUCCCAUUUCAACCGAUAAUAUUGGCUGACAAUGUCAGCAUGUUGAUAUAUCAGUAUGUGCUAUUCAACAAGUCUUUAAUCAGAAGGCGUGGCAUUGAUCUGAGCAUUGCUGCUGACUGGUCAGCAGUUACAUGAACCCAAAAUGAAGGAAUGUGUCACUCGUGUUGGUGGAAAAAUGAGUAUUGUUGUAAGAGUGCUUGCUGAGUAAUGAUGAAGAGUGGCGGGUUCUUCGGACUCUUUGAACAUUCCUCUCUUUCCAAAGCUACAGUUCUAAACGGUGCCAGUAAUGAUGUCCUACCACAUGUUUUAAUAACAUAUUUAAACCAGCAAUAUAAUUAAUGAAAUAAAUUAGAAUUACAAUAACAUGGCGUAUUGAUUUUAAUGCAGUGAUUUCCUUUUAUGUUUACGUACAGUCCUUAAUUAGAUUACAUACUCCAGCAAAUAGUCUGGUUUGAACAUGUCUGUCCUUUUAAGUAACUGUUGGUUACUGUAGUUUAAAUGAUUUAAGACAGCAGUGACGGAUCUUAAGGGUCUGUUUAUCUGACAGUUAAAUGUUCAAUUUUCAAACUUGUAUCACAUAGUUGAAAUGAACUGAAUUGCAAGCGUACAGCUAGGGUGUGUUAAUUGUGGUCAUUGUAAAACAAUAUACUCGGCGUAAACAUUUAAUAUUGAAAUUAUUAUGUGUACUGUAAUUGUUUUGAAGUAUAUACAUAUAGAUUGGUAUACUCAAUUUGUAGCAGAUAAUCACAUUUUAUUAGCACUUUAGUUGUGGUAUGUUGUUUCCUUAUGCAGGUGUGUUUUACUGAUUCAGCUGUCUAGAUGAUAGGCUUGUGGAGGUGAGGACCUGUUCUUUUCUUACUGAGAAACGCAGCAGUGUGUGAAUAAUGGGAGCAAUCUAAAGUUUCUACUUCUGCAUAUUCAAAAGAAUUAAAAGGAAAGGAGCAUGGGAAGUUUUUGGUCUCAAAGCUACUUUUAGAGAACAACUUCUUGAGAAAGAACAGCAAUGGCUUAGCUCAUUUCUUUUUUUAAUUUGAUAAGAGGACAAGAAAAUAAUCUGCAGUGAAAGUUUUCACUCAUUUCCAUGGUUUACACCAGAGGUAAAACUAGUGAACAGAAAAAUAUCAACACUUAAUGCAGAACAUUAUAGUGGUGAAUGUCUUUUGUUCCUUAACUAUGUAUGUAAAUGUUGGUGGAUAUUUCAACAGCACCAUAAACUACAUAUAGACGAGAAUCAACCCUUUGUUACAGACUCAAGAAAAAUGGAACAUUAUAAUAGGUGGUAUUUUUUUAUACAGUGUGUAUGUCUAUUGUUGAAUAUUGGAUAGCGGAACAUGAUGGAGGGUUUCAAUCAUUGCCCAUAUCUUUGUUGUGCCACUGUCAUGGCAACAAGGCUAAUAAAGUGUAUAUUGGCCUUGGACUAGUGAUAUCAGAAAAUUGCAUGGAUAUGUGUCUUUCUUGAACAUGGUGUAAGAGUUCAGAACAUGGAUAUGAUCUGCAACAACUUUGGGCUGAGUUCAUCUCAACAGUCUUCAGUGGCUAGCUCUUAUUUGCCAUAUCAGCGAAUGUCCUCUGAAUAUUUCUCUACUAAGUCUUUCUAGACUCUCUCGGGGGAUUGCAGGGAGAAUAUAUAAGGAAGGAAACAGUUAGGUAAACCAUAGUUGUUUAAGGGGGGAACAUGCUAGUUUGUUGAAGUGAACGAUCUGGUACCACAGGAGACCUUGAUAUGCAGUGUUUCUGUCUAAAAGAAAAAGGGCUUCAACUAUGCACUUUUCCUAUAACAAACAAAAAAAUAAAUGACUAAAUCUU